CAAAUAGCGUUCUCGUACUCCACAAGCCCAGUGCCUUUGCAUAGAUGGACCAGAGUUGAAGGAGGUAGCAGCAGUGCCUGAAAAUACACUUCACAUUUUCCCUCAUGUACAUUCUUCUCAUCGCCUUCAGGCUUCUUCAGCAAACUAACAGCUGCAGAGGAACUGAUUUGAGAGCGCAGUGCUUUUACGUUUAAGGUGCUUGAGAGACAUCUCCUGAUCUGCUGUUUCCCUGAGCACCAGUGGGUACCCAAAGAGAUCUGCAGCCAGGGCUCGGACUCAAUACAAAUUGGGCGAUGGAUGUGCUUUGAAAGUGUAACAGUGUGUUGAUGGGAGGUUGAGCACAGGGAUGUGAGCGGACCGGUAAAGAUGACCCUGCUGGCGGGUGACGGCUCUGACUAUGACUACAGUGCCCUGAGCUGUGCCUCUGAUAACUCCCUCAACCCUCCCCUCCCACAAGAGAAGGAGGCUCACAAGGGAGCCUUCUAUAAAAGGGCGCAGCCUGCCCCUGAGCUCAGCACCAUCCACGAUAACACACUCCUGUCCAGUGCCCGUAAACUCCAUGCCAUUAUCAACGUGGGUGGCCUGCGUUACCAGCUGCCUUGGACCACCCUAGAGGACUUCCCCUUGUCACGUCUGGGCCAGCUGCACCUCUGCAGCAGCUUCGAUGAGAUUAUGCGCAUCUGUGAUGACUAUGAUGUCACACACAACGAGUUCUUCUUUGACCGCAGCCCCUGUGCCUUCCGUAACAUCCUGACCUUUCUGCGGGCGGGCAAACUGCGGUCCCUCAGGGAGAUGUGCGCCCUCUCCUUCAGAGAGGAGCUGCUGUACUGGGGGGUUCCAGAGGAGAGCCUGGAGUGGUGCUGUCGCAGGCGUCUGCUGCAGCGCAUGGAGGAGUUUGAAGCCAUGGAGAGAGCAGAGGAGGAGGAAGAACUCCUGGAGGAUCUGCUGGAUUCAGACAGUGGCCACAGGGGACGCGCGGCUGAAUCUAGACUCAGUCGGUGCAUGGCUAAGCUGAGGGACAUGGUGGAGAGGCCUCACUCUGGCCUCCCAGGGAAGAUCUUUGCCUGUUUGUCCGUGCUGUUUGUCACCAUCACUGCCAUCAACUUAUCCAUCAGCACCAUGCCGGCCAUGAGGGAGGAGGAGGAGUUGGGGACCUGUUCCCAGAUGUGCUAUAAUAUCUUCAUCGUGGAGACUGUGUGUGUAGCCUGGUUCUCCCUGGAGUUCACCCUGCGCUUCAUCCAAGAUCGCAGCAAGCUGACCUUCCUCAGACAGCCCCUGAACCUGAUUGAUGUGGUAGCAAUCCUGCCGUACUACAUUACACUAGUGGUGGACAGCACUUCCAAAGGAGAGAAGAGGCUGGGCUCAGGCAACACAUACUUGGACAAAGUGGGCUUGGUGCUGCGUGUGCUGAGGGCCCUGCGUAUCCUCUACGUGAUGCGGUUAGCUCGCCAUUCCCUGGGCCUGCAAACUCUAGGCCUGACAGCACGCCGCUGCACACGGGAGUUUGGACUGCUACUCCUUUUCCUGUGUGUGGCGAUCGCACUAUACUCCCCCCUGCUGUACUUGAUUGAGAAUGAAAUGGCCACCACACAGGAAUUCACAAGCAUCCCUGCUACCUACUGGUGGGCUGUCAUCACCAUGACAACAGUGGGCUAUGGGGAUAUGGUGCCAAGAAGCAUCCCGGGUCAGGUAGUGGCUCUGAGCAGCAUCCUAAGUGGCAUCCUCCUCAUGGCCUUUCCCGUCACCUCCAUCUUCCACACAUUCUCGCGUUCCUACGUGGAGCUGAAGCAGGAGCAGCAGAGGCUCCUGCAGAGGAGGACACACUUUCUACUGCGGAGCCGCAUGGCCGGGCUAGGCAGCAACCUGUCCUUAGAGAGCGACAUGCUCUUUCCUAUUGGGUCGUCUGACAUGAGAGAAAUGGAUGACUGAGACUGCAGGACAACUGAGGACAUGAGAGAGUGGGUCUAGAAUAGAAACCAAGGAUGAAGGAGGUAACGCAUGGGAUUGAAUGUGUAACUAAGACAGGAAGAGAGGCUGACAUUCGAUGGAUUGGCUGGUUGAAAGGGGCGUCAAAAAGUGAGACACAGAAGAGACAGAGAUUAUUUUUUCUUCCCAAAAAAUGCAGCUUGAUUUGUAGCAGUGUACACUUAAAGAAAAUGAUGAAGAGAUGAGAGAGAAAUAAGAACAGCAAAAAAGGAUCUCUUUAUUAAGCGCAUAUAAGAGCAAACAUAAGUCCAGCUGACAAAAAAGAUAAAAUACGCAUAAACCUCGAGCUUACCGGUGACCUGUAGUGUUAAAACAGUCAUAUUCUAAAACGUGUUUAUGAACAGAAGACAUGCCUGAAGAGCACAGUCACAGCUUCACAUCAUUCAACAACAUUGUGAUGUUUUUUUUAAUCUCUGGUUUCAGUGGAUUUGGUGAUGUUGUGUGCUCUCGGGACAGUGCCAGUUAACUGAAGAUGCUGUUUGCUUUUGUUAAGUCCCAAAGAUAUAAAUUCCUUCCCAACUACAAUGUGACCCUUGAUCAACUCAUUAUUUUCUAACUGCUUUGAAAACAUUGAAACUUAUGUUGGGGUUCCUUAAUAAUACUGUGGCACAGCCAGCAUCUACACAUUACUUAUGAUGUCCUAACUGUCCUUCUUCUACACUUUGGGGUUCAUAUGCAAUUUUUGAACACGUUCUGGAAACAGCAUUAUUGUGCUUGUAAUUACUGCAUUUGCUGUGCAUAGCUGUUUAUAAACUAUA
Molecule: messenger RNA, 2744 nt
Organism: Pundamilia nyererei
Lineage: Eukaryota; Metazoa; Chordata; Actinopteri; Cichliformes; Cichlidae
Gene: kcng1
Product: potassium voltage-gated channel, subfamily G, member 1
Exons: 4
Coding region: 367-1929 (520 amino acids)
Biological process (GO): action potential; potassium ion transmembrane transport; protein homooligomerization
Cellular component (GO): membrane; voltage-gated potassium channel complex
Molecular function (GO): delayed rectifier potassium channel activity
Source: RefSeq, a predicted model, not a curated record